This is a messenger RNA of Prosopis cineraria, 1507 nucleotides long. Its product is annotated as phosphoenolpyruvate carboxylase kinase 1-like. The record is from RefSeq and is a predicted model, not a curated record. Gene Ontology annotation, biological process: intracellular signal transduction; peptidyl-serine phosphorylation; protein autophosphorylation. Gene Ontology annotation, molecular function: calcium-dependent protein serine/threonine kinase activity; calmodulin binding; ATP binding. Gene Ontology annotation, cellular component: cytoplasm; nucleus. The transcript is spliced from 2 exons. Lineage: Eukaryota; Viridiplantae; Streptophyta; Magnoliopsida; Fabales; Fabaceae. Bases 201 to 1154 code for a protein of 317 amino acids.
UUUUUUACCGAGCUUAUCAGGACUAAAUUCUCAAACCCGAUUACUUUAAAAAAAUUAUUUUUAAAACUCAAAUUUUUAUUUAAACAGAACUUCAAACCCAAUCUCUUAAAUUCAGCCCUGUUUCCAACUCUAUCAGUGCGAGCACCCAGGGAAAGGAUAUUCGCGUAGCGUAGGGAUAAAAAAAAAAAAAAAAAAUCCGAAUGCCUUGUUUAUUGCUUCAUACAAAAGCAAACGCGACGCAACAAGGACGGGCGAAGCGAGGAGUAGAAGCAGCAAACAGCACGUCGAUGACGACGAAACCGCACACAAGAGAGCAGAGCAGAGAGAUGGAGGAGAUCCUUCGGAAUAACCACUACGAAUUGUGCGAUGAGAUCGGACGUGGCAGAUUCGGCGUCAUCUUCCGCUGCAUUCACCUUCUCUCCGGUCAGCUCUAUGCCUGCAAACUCAUCGACAAGCGCCUCCUAUCCGAUCCCACCGAUCGCUCUUGCCUAGACAACGAGCCCAAAUACAUGUCUCUCCUCUCUUCUCACCCCAACAUUCUUCAGAUCUUCGACGUCUUCCACCACGACCACUUCCUGUCCAUCGUCCUCGAGCUCUGUCACCCCCACACCCUCCUCAACCGCAUCAUCGCUCGCCCCUUCCCAGAGACGGAAGCCGUUUCUAUCAUGAAGCAGCUCCUCGAAGCCCUAGCUCACUGCCACCGACUCGGCAUAGCCCACAGAGACAUUAAGCCCGACAAUCUCUUGUUUAAUUCCGCCAAUAAUCUCAAGGUUGCCGACUUUGGGUCCGCACAGUGGUUCGGCGACGGAAGAAGCAUGAGAGGAGUGGUCGGCACGCCUUACUAUGUAGCGCCGGAGGUAUUACUGGGCAGAGACUACAAUGAGAAAGUAGAUGUGUGGAGCAGCGGCGUGGUUUUGUACAUAAUGUUGGCCGGGGUUCCUCCCUUCCACGGGGAAUCGGCGGCCGAGAUAUUCGAGGUUGUGGUCAGGGCGAAUCUGAGGUUCCCUUCCGGGACUUUCAGGUCCGUGUCUCCCUCUGCUAAGGAUCUCCUCAGGAAGAUGAUCUGCAGGGAUGUUUCCAGGAGAUUAUCGGCAGAGCAGGCCCUGGGGCAUCCAUGGAUCCAGAGCGGAGGAGAGAAGACGGAUCUGACGUGAACAGACAGAGAGUGACUGGUAGAUGAUCCGAGCAUACCAUAUGUCCACUUUUGGCGCCUGUACAGGCGUUUUCUGUCGCAGCAACGAAAAUCCUUUUCUUUCUCUGACGCUGCAGAUAUAUGAACAUGAUGGCAUACUGCUGAGAAUCGCCUUCCUCCACCAUCUGGUUCCUCUGUUUUUUUUUUUUUUCCCUCCGGUUUCGCAUAGUGAUGGGAAGUGAGGAACUGAGGGAGUGUAGCGAAAUCUAAAUACGCAUCCGCCGUUAGUUUCUUUGAGUUUUUUUUUUUGGUGGAUGAAUGACAAUGAAAAGUGUUUGGAAUGUAAAUUAGUAAAAUAGUUAUGAUCUGAAGUAA